UUGAAAGUAUUCGAGUUGUGCCCCUGUGACUCCGACAUUUAUAGGUCUUACAUGUAAGAUGAUUUUUGCUGAGCAGAGAAUUUUUGACGGAUAAUAACUUUGGCAGGUGUGUCUGUCUAGUGAAGAGCUGAUUAGGAAGAUAUUUUUGGGAUUCUUGUCUAUGGUUUCAAGAUGGCGACACUAUGGAAAGCUCUGGCGUCAGUGUCUUUGUUUACUAGCAUCAUGGCGGCCAUAGUUUACAAUGGAUUCUUUGACUCAGCAUUCAUAGAACUCGGUUUUCAACAUUAUGCGGAGAAACCGAGCAAUUUCAACAUGUUCUUUCCUUCGUUUGUGAAAAUGCCGUUAAACACGGUUGUCAAUGUUGGGUAUAUUCUUCUCGGAGCUUAUUGGUGUGCAAUAACGACAAUCUGCAGGGAAAACAACGUCAUCAAUGAAUUCGAUGCAUUUAUCUUCUAUGUGUUUAAUAUCAUGUCUGGAUUCUAUGGGGCUAUCCAAGCACUGCGCAUCAUCACACAAAUUCAUGGAUUUGGAGUCAUGGAUCAGUGGAGUACUCUCCCUUUCUUCAUGGCCGUUGUCAUAUGGGGGAUGUACACCAAGUGGGGAUGGAAUGUACCUUUGUUCUUGUUCCUCAUGAUUCUUUCAUUGGCCUCCUACAGCUUCACACUGUUUACACCAAUCGGAUUUGAGAUAGCACUUGGAAUCCAUGUCGUCCUGGCUGUUACAGCAGCAGUGAUUGGAUACUCUAAAUACCCCUGUAGGAAUGCCCGACAUUACUUUGUUUUGGCUAUGCUCUCGUGUGCUGGGUUUAUAGGACUAAAACUGCUGGAUUUUCAACUGGUGAAAUAUCAUGAAAUCUUCAACAAGGUUUCUGGACAUUUUCUGUCCAAAAUUGCUGACAUUAUGCAAAUUCAUUAUGUGAAUGAAUAUUUCCGUAGUUUAGUCAUACAGAGAUUUUUGUUACAGCAGGCUAAGAAAGGGAAAAGUGAUUAAGUUAUGUAGGUUGUUUAGAUGUUACCAUGGUUUGAAAUGAUGGCCUUCAACAAGCUUGUAUCGUCAACAUUCAUGUCUCACUUGUUGCAUACUUGUUUACAGAUUUUGUUGACAAUUAUGGCAUGGUUCAUUUGGCAAAAUUCCAAGAUUAUUACUCAUUUUGAACAAAAUGAUAUUGUUUGUUUUGAUAUAUCCUUGUAACAUGAACACCUCGUCAAAUGUUUAUUCUAUGAAUGUGGAUCCCAUUUCACAAAACAAUCAUAACAUAACGAUUUUGGAACUCAGUCGCUUGGUGGAACAGGACCCUGAUAAGUCAGAAUAAAUAAGUUUCCAUGAAGAUUCACAUUGAUAUUUAUGGCAUGCUGAUGUUUUCCAUGAAGAAAAUGUACUGUCUAAAUAUAUAUCACUAAAUCAUGCCUUCUUCAUCCAUGGAAUUGACCCGAAGAGAUCCGGGUUAGAAUUGGUCUUCAAUAACCCAUGCUUGUCGUAAGAGGUGACUAAUGGGAUCGGGUGGUCAGACUCACUGACUUGGUUGACA
Messenger RNA from Haliotis rubra (blacklip abalone), 1528 nucleotides. Its product is annotated as transmembrane protein 187-like. The transcript has 2 exons. Gene Ontology annotation, cellular component: nucleus; transport vesicle; cytoplasm. Gene Ontology annotation, molecular function: protein binding. Lineage: Eukaryota; Metazoa; Mollusca; Gastropoda; Lepetellida; Haliotidae. The record is from RefSeq and is a predicted model, not a curated record. Bases 172 to 990 code for a protein of 272 amino acids.